AUGGAGGCCACAUCAGAUCAUGUGGGCGGGACACCCGCCGAUCAGGUUGCUGCAAUCCACCCACUGGCCGAGUCGAUCUAUCUCGCAGCCGCAAGGUCAUUGGGACUCCUCAAGCAGGUCCAGAGCGAGCUUGGGCUUUUUCUUUCGGUGCUGAGUACAACUGAGACGCACAUUCCGCAUCUUCCACGGGAUAGCGCCCAGGAUGCGGAAAUCAGCAAGACAUUGAAGGCCUGCCAUCAAGUGUUGCUGGAUUUGCAGCAAUUCAAAGAAAGUUCCGAUGCGAGCCAAAUCUCGGACUUGGAAGCGAGAUUGUCCGCUUGUAUUAUUGAUCUUACAUCCUUGAACACUGAUCUGAUGAAGUUCUCGCAAGAAAAUCUCGAUUGCAAGUUACAAGCGUUCAUAGAUGAGAUACAAACCGGCGUGCGAGAUUCGAAGAUUGUUGUUAAUGCCCUGAGUGGCCCUUCCACCAAAGAUGGUCCGGAAUGGAACCUGCUGCAACAGGAACUGGUGACUGUUGCGGGAAUCAGCCCUGCACUAAUCAAAGAAGACCGCAUGUUUAUUGUGGCAAAGCUGCGAAGUGCUUUUCCGCCGCACGAAAAUUCUCCAAGUCCUCGCAGUGCACAGCGUGCCUCGACCCAACGACAUGCCUCCUUCUCAAUAUUCUCUAGCGACGGGCAUUUCAACAAGAAAGUCGUACCCACCAGCAAUUUUCCGAUACUAUUGCCAACACAAGCUAGUGUAAAAUAUUCAAGCAAACAAGUGUCGCCCAAGCGCAGUUUUGCCAUGCGGGUGAAGGCGCAGUCCGACCCAUGUGCAAUGAAAAACGCGCUCCCAAAAGACAACUUCCCGGUACGAGUGGCAACAUUCAGCGAGGCACAAAAGCAAACCAUGCAACAACCCCAGUACAAUCCUUCAGUCAAGAAACCCAGUGAGGCGCGCAAACUAUUCUACCAAAUCCGGCACGGCCAACACGAUUUCUUCUACCACAUCUCCUCGGGCAGUUUCCCACUAGUGAAGCAGUGUCUCGAGAAAGGCGCCGAAAUUAACGCCGUGCAUGAAAACGGAUGCACACCACUGGAAAUGGCAGUAUCAUACGGCUACGAGGAGAUUGUCUGCCUGCUCAUAAACUGGGGCGCAGACAUGAACCAUUUUUCUUUCGGACAGCCGACUGCGCUCGGAAGAGCUGCUGCAAUCGGGCAUGGAAGACUCGUCCAGUUAUUGCUAGAGAAUGGAGCACAAGUGAACCGCGGUGGACAAAAGCCGCUCUCCAAGGCUGCAGAGACAGGCUGGGAAGAUAUCGUGCAGGUGCUACUAGCUUGCGGCGCCGGAAUUGACCUGGUAGAUGUUAACGGGUACACUGCACUAGGGAAUGCCGUGAAGAACGGGCGUGUGGCUGUGGUGCAACUUCUUCUGGAUAAUGGGGCAAAUGUUAGUAAGAGUUUGAAUGGUGAAGGGAGACAGCCGCUUUAUGAUGCUGUUGAGAUGGGCUACGUGAACAUGGUCAGGCUGUUGCUGGCUUACAAGGCCGAUGCUCGCGUGAAAACUCGGCAAGGGGCUACUGCCUUGUCUCUGGCUGUGUCGAUGAAUCGGAAAGAUGUUUUAGGGGUCUUUCAGGAUUUCGGCUAUUCUGCCGAGUCUACUGGAUUUGUUGCAGUGCAGUAUGCUUAA
Penicillium riverlandense is the source of this 1668-nucleotide messenger RNA. Its product is annotated as ankyrin repeat domain-containing protein. The record is from RefSeq and is a predicted model, not a curated record. The coding region runs from base 1 to 1668 and encodes 555 amino acids. Lineage: Eukaryota; Fungi; Ascomycota; Eurotiomycetes; Eurotiales; Aspergillaceae. The transcript has 2 exons. Gene Ontology annotation, molecular function: protein binding.